Candidula unifasciata is the source of this 384-nucleotide messenger RNA. The record is from the annotation of a GenBank genome assembly. Lineage: Eukaryota; Metazoa; Mollusca; Gastropoda; Stylommatophora; Geomitridae.
GUUUACUUAAGCGAAUGUAGCCUGGAGUUUGUGGAGGAGUGUUCCCUGAAGGGCUUCACUCCAAAUCUGUUGUGUUCGACAUGUGACCUGAUGGAUGACUUCAAAUUGGGUGCCAUCAAGUCCGACUGCUUACAGUGCUGUCAGAAAGAUCAAGUUGAACAGGCAGGCCCAACUGUAAACUUGGGUGUAGUGUUUAAUGUCCUCACGUUUGUGAAAAGUGACCGUGUCAACCAGUUUCCUGGGCUGACCGUGCGCUACGUCCGCGGUGCUGACCCCAGUAUCAAGCUGCUGGACGAAAAUCACAAUGUUGUGGAGACUUUGGGAAUCGACAAGUGGAACACUGAUUCUGUCGAGGAGUUCUUUCAGGAGCAUCUCCAGAAUUAA